AUCCCUCUUCAUUGGGGUCCAUCUUCUUCUACAUCCGAGUCAUUGGCAUCGGCCUCCUUCACCAUCAGUCUCCUUCGGAUUGUAUCCUCGCGAGUCAACAAGAUAUAGUCCGACACCAAGAGUAGUUUACAGGCGGUCCCAUCCUACACGAAGCUACCGCCAGUCAAGUAAAUACAACAUCAGUAGCCUCACAGAAGAGUGCAACACAAGGUCCCUCGCAAUAUAAACUCUGAUACCACGACUUGUCUAAUUCCUGAAGAUAUGACUACUUCAGCGAUCCCAGAUAUUGAACGAGAGUUCACCCUAUUCCCGAAGUUACCUCCCGAAUUACGCGUCAAGACAUGGAAGUACGCUUUACCUGGUCCUCGAGUUAUUCCUCUUUGCAUAGACGAUAGCGGCACGAGACCAUGUCGUUCAGCCAAUGCGCUCAUCACUAUCAAACUUGCUUGCCAUGAAGCUCUCGAGGUUGUCAAGAAGAAUUACGUCAAGUAUGUGCCUGUCUUGAAGUCCCAAUCAGACUUCAUCCAGGAUGACCAAGGACGGCAGGCCUUCAUCUACAUCAAUUACGACCUCGAUACGAUCUAUAUCCAUCAGUGGGGGAGAUUUGAGCAAAUGCAAGAAAAGUGCUUGAGUAGGGCAAAGCACCUGGCGUGGAGAGGAAACGAGUUAUUGUCGCAGAACUUUAGCUGGGCGGUACUUAGAGCGGCUUGUCCAUUGAUGAAAAGCCUCACCCUUCCCGGAACACAGAAUCGCAAUUGGCGGUAUCAUGACGAAGAAUGGAUGUUCCUUGAUAUACCAGACGGUUUCGGACUUGCGAUAGAACUGCCAGAAUGGGAUGGCAGCUGGGACUCCUCAGAACUCGCGGAUUCUUUUGACAAUUACGGAUAUCUUGCACUGAAAUGUGCCGAAGCGAAGCAAGUACGGGAAGAGUUUCACGAGUACGUCAAGAAACACGAAGAAUGGAAGACUGCGGAUUUCCAGAUCGCAGUCCUUGGGCAUCGAGAGAUUGGCUCACUCCCCUGGAGUCUGAGUUACUUUCUGUAUACUCCCGAGGAAGAUGAAGACGGCGAAGUCGACAUCCAUGGCCUGAGCCAUUGGCACGAUGAGCCUGUUUACAUCGAACACCGUGUUCUAGGCUCAUGUCAACCUCGUGAAAAGUUGCCGAAGCGUCAUCGUUGUCGCAUAUGUCGCGAGCAGAGAUGGCUGGAUUACAACGAUGCCUUCUGGCUUGGGGAAGAUGACGAAGCAGAUAUCGACGGCGCGGAAAAGUCCCCCAAAUCGGCCACGAAAUUCCUGAAAGAUUCACCGAAGAAGCACACAGAAAGGGAUAAUUAGGGUGAUGCUGAUUCUGAAGUCUCUCAGUUCUCUGAAGCUGGGAUAUGCGUUUGAGGUAGUCGUUUUUCUCGCUACCAAAGUAU
Hyaloscypha bicolor E is the source of this 1418-nucleotide messenger RNA. RefSeq lists its product as uncharacterized. The record is from RefSeq and is a predicted model, not a curated record. Bases 262 to 1335 code for a protein of 357 amino acids. The transcript has 3 exons. Lineage: Eukaryota; Fungi; Ascomycota; Leotiomycetes; Helotiales; Hyaloscyphaceae.